GGAAGGAAGGAAGGAAGGAGGAAAAGGAGGUCGAGAGAGAAAGCUGGGGGCGUUCAGUGGGAGUUUGCAAACGAACGUGACUCUUAAAUGAAGUCCAAAUGGUACCAAUGGAAGAGAAUAUUUGUAGCUCAGGGGUGAACUCUGGGGUCCUUGCUACUGUCUGAGCAUGGUUGUUUUCUUGCAGGCGUUUCAUUGCAAAGUAAUGUCUGUCUGCAAGAAAACAAGCAAGCUGAGAGAAAACCAAGGACUCCACAGAAGUCCAAAUGCUUGGAUCCGUGUUCAGCUUCAAAAAGCAGGCGCCCCAUUGACCCACCUUGCGUUCUAAGCCGGGACCUUGUCUCUGUCCUUACGAAAAUGCUGUAUUGCUUUCCUAAGGAUACCCGAGUGCAUCGGAAAAAGGAAGCUCAAAGCAUCCGUUUGGUUCUCUGUUCUGGCUUCCUCCGCUGCUUUUAGUCCGCGAAGGUGGUUUUUUGAGAAGAAUUCUCGAUCUGGCGAAGGGAAAUUUCCUUAGGAAAUGGUCUGAGCAUUACUAACUUCCAGGGAUGUAUUGCGAAGACUUUGCCCACGAGUUACCCAUGAGUUUUUCUUUGUUUAUAUGCUGAUGUACCUCACACGUUUCUAAACUCAUACCUUUCGAUCUGGUGGCUCGAGCAUGUUUUCUUCCCCUUAUACAUUACUGGCUGAAAUGUCUGUCAGUUUGGUAUCCGGACACCUUGCUGCCCAUAACAUAAUUUGGAUUUGUAAUUAUACUUUGAGGGGUGAAGAGGGAAAAGGUGUUUUCAAGAAACACCCAGACGUUGCCUCCUUCGGCAGCGUCUCCAAGCCCGUUUUAUUCUGUACAUAAAUUCUGCGCCAGCCGAGGCCAAUGGUUUCCACAUUGUUACACCAAUUAGGAUAGGUACGUUUCUCAGCCUUACGCGUGACUGGCUGGUUGUGCGUGCUUGUGCAUAGACACAUAGGCACGCAGGCAAGGGCAUCCACCUAUAAACGUGUGCCUUCACCAUAAUAGAGGGCUUUGACGUUUGAAAUUAAAAGGAAUAGGGCUGUAAACACGCCGGCUUCUAGCAAAUCUCCGAAAGGAGAGGCCUAUGUACCGUACAAGGAAAAUGCUCCACCUCGCCUUUCUCCGCCUUUCGGGAGGCAAACGUGCGGGACAGCAGCGUCCGGCUUGUUUAAUUGACGCAAGACACUGGAUUAGCACGGAUCUCGUCCCUCAUUCAAGCAAACCCAGGUCUAGCCUUUCUGAAAAAGAAAAAAGCCGCGCGCGGGCGCGCUUGCAAAAAAAAAGAGCGAGAGAGAUGAAAAAGGAGUUGAAUUACUGAAAGACGGGCGAGACCAUUGUUCCUCUAGUCUAGUGCUAAAACCUACAGCCGGAAACUUGGCCUCCACCAGUCCGUAAUAAAGGCAGUAAAAUACGGGUGAAAGUCCUCGAUUUAAUUGGAUGGUGGGGGGGGGAGCGACUAGAGAUGGCCGGGGGCUCCCAACUAGUAAAAAAAAGCAUUUCUUCCUGGAAGUUGGCGGGGCGCCGCCAUCCCAUCCCACCCCACCCCUCUUUUCGACUGCCGUCUUCCAGCGGGCUGGGGCGUAGCAAGGCCGAGGCCGCUCCAUUCACUAGGUGCACUCAUUCGUUUUUAUUCUCUUCCCCAACUCCUGGAAGUUAUACUGCCGCUUCUUUGAAGUCCUUGCAGUUCAGACCUCUGGGAAGGGCUGGCAUUCAGCUUGAUGUUAGCCCUGAAAGCGGAAAGUGGAGACAGGGAGAGAGGGAGAGAGAGAACGAGAGAGAGAGAGAGAGAGGAAGAAAGGAGUGAGGGAGAGACGGAGAGAGAGAGCGAGGCUCCGUGCCACCAGUCCGUUUUACUAGACGACGGAACGCAUUAAUCUGUAAUCAAAUGCAUCUCAUAAAAAAUUUAUUGAAAAGCAUAAAAUCAUCGCGGAGAGAGAAGGGCUCGACUUCCACCUGUUUUCAAACAAGACAAGGGGCAACCCUGCCUUCUCCCCCCUCUCUCUCUCUCUCUAGCCCCCCCCCCGUCUUUUCCACUCGUUCAAGGCUCCUUUUCACUCGGGCUCUUCUGCGCAGCGGCGCUUCUUGUCUGUUGCUCGGUUUGGGAAGCGAUCCCGAGUCUCGCUCCGGCAAACGAGCCCCGCACUGCGCAGUUGCACGAGCUGCUCGCUCUCGGCGUUUGCUUUCUGGGAGGGCCGGGAUCGCGCUGGGAGCCUCUCCUGCGCUCCCCGGCGUCUCCCCUUCUCUCGACACCCCCUCCCCAACCUCUGCCCAGCCUUCCCUCCUCCUCCUCCUCGCUGUCUUUCAGGGGCUUCUGCCAGCGAGAGGGACGAGCUCAGCUCGGUCAGCGCUUUCCACUCGUUGGGUAUGCGCGGGAACGAAUGGCGAAAUCCGGACCGAGAAGGCGAAGAAAUAGUCCGCCAACUUGCGCUUGGCUCCUCUGCGGGAGGGCCACGCCCUCCGGGCGUCUGGCUGAGGCAGGAGGGCCGUGGAAGGAUUCGGCUCCUCUUCUCUCGUUCUCUUUCCCCUUCUCUCCCCCCCCCAUUCCCCCUCCCCGGCGCACAAUGUCAGGGCCGCGGCUGGCCUUCGUUUUCUCAAGUGCAGUUUGAGGGGGGGUGCUCUUCAUGUGUUGCAGAUGAGUUGGGGCGGGGGAAGGAGAUAUAUAUAUAGAUAUAUAUAAUUUUUUUUUAAUCACACCAGCAAACGUUUUCCGAACGCCAAUGGAGCGGAUUGAUUUACUUCGAGUAUUGGUAAAUAUGAUCACGUGGGCGGAGGGACCAAUAGUUUGAGGCGGAGAAGGUUGCAAAAAUCCCAGGGUUGCUUCCCGGACCGGGCGAAAAAAUCUCCAGUUUACAGUGUUAACCUUUUUUAUUUUUUUCCCUCAACUUCUCUCCCUCCCCCCCUCCGCCCCAUGCCGUGCCACGGAGGGAAUCUCCCCAACAUGUCGUCGGGCGGCACCCUCGGUAACUACUACGUGGACUCGCUCCUAGGCCCUGACACCGAGGAAGCGUACGGCGGAAGAGCGGGCGGUGGCCCCGCGGGCGGCGGCCCCGGCCGGUUCCUACCAGGGGGUCACCCCCUCGCCGCCCCGCGCCUGCCCCCCUCAGGUGCGGUAACCGAAGGGUCGGAGUUUGCCCCGUGCAGCUUUACGCCCAAGCCGCCCGUCUUCUCCUCCUGGCCCGCCGUGCCCGCCCGCUCUCCUCCGGCUCAGCCCUCCACCCCGCUGCCGGGCAUCUACCCUCCGUACGUGGCCCCGCCACCCCUUGGAGGGCCGGGCGAGGGGGCCAGGUACGUCCGUUCCUGGCUCGACCCCUACGCUGCCUUUCGCGGCAGCCACGCCGCCGUCUCCGACCGAGACUCCGUCGCUGGACACCUCUACGGGAUCGGCAAGCCGGAGCCCGCCGCUGCCACCACCUCCGCUUCGCUUGACCCCCGAGCCUUCGCUUCUACCGUCAGCGGCCCCCCUGCCUCCGCGUCCGCUUCUCCGGCCCCACGGACCGAGAGCUCCUCGCCCGCCGGCCGUUCCCGUGGGCCCGACUACGCCUGCGGCUCCUUUCUGGCAGCAGCCGGCGAACAGGAGGCGGCGGCGGCUGCCGGGCUGGGUCCACCCGCCCUCGCCGCCACCGGCAGCAACGCCAGCCUCAGCCCGGCCAAGCCAGCCUCUGGAGGCAGCCGUAACCCCAGCCCGCUCAGCGACCUGAAGGAGGAAAAACAGGAGCAGCAGCUCGGCCCAAAUAACCCCGCUGCAAACUGGAUUCAUGCUCGCUCCACCAGGAAAAAGCGUUGUCCUUACACAAAAUUCCAAACUCUGGAACUGGAAAAGGAAUUCCUCUUUAAUAUGUACCUCACCCGAGAACGCCGCUAUGAAGUUGCUAGGAUUUUAAACCUCACAGAGAGACAGGUUAAAAUCUGGUUUCAGAACCGAAGAAUGAAAAUGAAAAAAACGAAUAAAGGAAAAAGAGAAUAAAGGGGACUAACACUAUGGGUGUAUUUCUGUGAAAAUAUGGUAGCAUUUUUUUAUGAUACACACCCAGAUACACACGUACACACAAAUGCACAUGUGUACAGAGAAUUGCAGCAAUUAAUUAUUCUUAAAGUUUUUUCCCCAGGUGCAUUAAUUCAAACUUUAGAUCAGAGGAUUUUUUAAAAAUGAAAGAUAUGUGACCCUUGAUACUUUAGAAUGAAAAGGGAUGAGCGGGAAAGCAUUCUGGGGCAGAGAAGACUUUCUUGAAAAGCUGUUUUUUCUCCCACCUUUCACUUGGUUUUGAUAUAUAGUGAGUGCAUAUUAUUUGGGGGGAGUUUAUUGUUUGAAGUGCUUUGCAAAAGUGACUUAGAAAACCUCACCCCCCCCCCCUUUCCAGUGUCUUGCCCAGAGUUAUAGCAAAGUUAAGGAGUUUCACGAUAAUCCUGAAUUUUAAAGCAAGCUGUUUUAAUGCAUUAGCACGCAAAGCCUGCACUUCCUCAAAGACAGUUUGACUGUUCCCCCAUCUCUCUGGGUUCUGCAUACUUAGUUUUCCAAGACUCACGUCAGAAAGAAGGAUGAGAAUGGGGAUUAUUAUGUAUGGCUAACCCACAGUUAGAUUCACAGUCUAGGACUGGUGGAAAUUUAAUAAUUCAAGUCUUAACCAAGAACCUAAAAAUUAUUAAGACUUAUUAAGGCAGUCUCUAAGAAUAUAGGCAAUUCUAAGCAGAGUAGUUUUUUUUUUCUAAAAUUAAGGGGGAUUAUUAUUAUUAUGGUUACAUACCCAGAUGUUUUAAAAAAAGUGAAAUCAUAGUUGCCAGUUAUGAGAUUGGCCUUCAUUCUCAUGGCGUUCUUCCCAACCUAGGAUGUCAUAUUGUAAUCAUAAUCCGUAUAGUAUAUUUGUGGAUCCAAGCAGUGGCCUUUUAUAGUUGACAGAUGGAAAUUUUGUCACUGAGAAGUUUUCUAAAUGCCAUCCAAGAUGUUUUGGUAUGGCAUCCAGAGUGCCAAUAUUAUUAUUAAUAUAUUAUUAUUUAAGCACAGCUUCCUUUCUUCAAUGCAGUGUAUUAAGAGUGGUACUUGAAACUUUAUUAAUGUUUGUAGGCCUAAAACACUUUGGUUCACAGUCUGUAUUUUUGUUUUAUUUGUGAUUCUAUUUAAGAAUGAAUUAUUAUUAUCUGUUCACAACAAUGUGAAGCACAACUGCCAGUUCUGUAGUUGGUGUUGGUGUUAACCUAAGAUGUCAUAAUAUAUUGGCAUAGUAUAUAUGUGACUCAAAGCAAUGUGGCCUUUUACAAUUGAUAGAUGGGUAUGUUGUCAAUGCACAUAUUUUCUAAGUGUCAUCCAAGAUUUUUGGAUAUGGCACCUGGUAUGCUGAUAACCACUGGGACAACUAUGGCUGGUUUAUGCCAUAAUCUUUCAAUUUUGAUCUUCAGAUCCUGAUAUCUUGUGAUUAAAAAACCUCCAAUUCGUUAUCUUCUAUUAUUAUUUGCUUCUUGUUCCCUGUUUUUUGUUUGUUUGUUUAUUUGCUUGCAUAUCUCCUAGGUUCUGGAAUAAAAUUUGGGCUCAUGAAAACAAAAUCUUCAGCUUUUGAAGGGAAAGCAAAUGGGAAGACAGAUCUCAGUGUGACAUAAGUGCCUUUGGCUGCUUGCUAUGAGGUCACAGCUUGCCCAUUUCUGUCUCCAAAACUGUCUGCAAAUCCACGGUUUCUACCAGAUCACGCUUAAUCUAAAAUACAGUGACUCCAUUCUUCAAAAAUCUUUUCAGUGACUGAAGGAUCUUCUUCCACUCCCAACUGGCUACCAACCUAGGGAACAACAGUAUUAUUCUUGAUGGCAUCCUACAAACAUAUUACUUGUUCAGAAAAUAAAAAAGUACAAAAGUUUUUGGAA
Messenger RNA from Crotalus tigris (Tiger rattlesnake), 5851 nucleotides. RefSeq names its product homeobox D9 (gene HOXD9). Gene Ontology annotation, cellular component: nucleus. NCBI's taxonomy places the organism in Eukaryota, Metazoa, Chordata, Lepidosauria, Squamata, Viperidae. Gene Ontology annotation, molecular function: DNA-binding transcription factor activity, RNA polymerase II-specific; RNA polymerase II cis-regulatory region sequence-specific DNA binding. The record is from RefSeq and is a predicted model, not a curated record. The coding region runs from base 2913 to 3968 and encodes 351 amino acids. The transcript is spliced from 2 exons. Gene Ontology annotation, biological process: proximal/distal pattern formation; regulation of transcription by RNA polymerase II; anterior/posterior pattern specification.